AUGGCAUGGGCUUUCACUUUGACUCAUUCAGAUUCAUUUAAUAACAUAGCUCUGCUGAAUGCUGGUGUGAUUACAACGGACUACAGUAGGAAGUUCAAAGACAGACUGAAGCUGGAUACUCAGACUGGAUCUCUCACCAUCAGAAACCUCACCAUCAACGACUCUGGACUUUAUAAAAUACUUAUCAUCGAUACACAGAGUUCAUCUAAGAUUGCAAAUCUAACUGUCUAUGACUCAGUGUCUGCUCCUCACAUCAGUCACUCAGUGGACAGUCCAUUUGAAAAAGUGAGCUGUUCCUUGGUGUGCACUGUGAAGAACGGGAGAGAGGUGAUCUUGUCCUGGUACAGAGGAGAGGAGAUAUUCAACCAGACCAGCAGCCCUGAUCUUCUCGCCAAUCUCUCUCUCCCUCUGGAGUUAAACAAAAUAAAUGUUGACACCUACAGCUGUGAGGCUUCCAACCCUGCUGACUCAAAACCAACUCCACUCAACAUUGAAACGCUCUGCCCUCAAUUGUCCUCACGCUCUGCCGUCAAAGCAAGCUGA
Salvelinus namaycush (lake trout) is the source of this 543-nucleotide messenger RNA. RefSeq names its product T-cell surface antigen CD2-like. The record is from RefSeq and is a predicted model, not a curated record. The transcript has 3 exons. The coding region runs from base 1 to 543 and encodes 180 amino acids. NCBI's taxonomy places the organism in Eukaryota, Metazoa, Chordata, Actinopteri, Salmoniformes, Salmonidae.